Dromiciops gliroides (monito del monte) is the source of this 3363-nucleotide messenger RNA. RefSeq names its product protein kinase D2 (gene PRKD2). The record is from RefSeq and is a predicted model, not a curated record. Lineage: Eukaryota; Metazoa; Chordata; Mammalia; Microbiotheria; Microbiotheriidae. Bases 380 to 3121 code for a protein of 913 amino acids. The transcript is spliced from 18 exons. Gene Ontology annotation, biological process: protein phosphorylation. Gene Ontology annotation, molecular function: ATP binding; protein serine/threonine kinase activity.
CCGCCGAGUUACAAAGUUCCGAGUGCGGGGGGCGGGGGCGGGAAAGAAGCCCCGCGACCCCCGCCCGCCCGCCCGCCACUACAGCGACCCUGGCCAGCCGAGCCCGAGCCUGCCCGGUAACUCCCGAGCCCCUCAAACUUCCCCAGGACCGUCAGGGUCCGAUCUUCCCCGCCCGCGUGGGGGCCCCGCGGGGUGUCCGGACCUUUCAGUCCCCAGGUCCCUCGGUGCCCCAUCCCUCUCCUCCGGAGCCAACUGAUCCCCCCAGGCGCGGGGAUUCCGACUCAGGGGUGCACCUCUCUGCCCUAGUUCACGCAACCCCUUCCCACGAUCGCGGGUGGAUGUGGGCGUGAGGCGGCCGGGCGCCACCCCGUCGCCCCCGAUGGCUGCCCCCGCCGCUUCCUCCCCUCCCGCUGGGCUCCCUCUCUCCCCGGGGCCGGGGUCGCCGCCCCUAGUCCACGCGGGACCCGAGUUGUCGCAGCAGCAGCAGCAGCAGCAGCAGCAGCAGCAACAACAGCAGCAGCAGCAACAACAGACACCGCCCCCCCUGCUGCUGGCCCCGGGCCCCGGCGGGGUCUCCUUCCACAUUCAGAUCGGGCUGACCCGCGAGUUCGUGCUGCUGCCGGCCGCCUCUGACCUGGCCCACGUUAAGCAGCUGGCGUGCUCCAUCGUGGACCAGAAGUUCCCAGAGUGUGGCUUCUAUGGUCUGUAUGACAAGAUCUUACUCUUCAAGCAUGACCCCACCUCCGCUAACCUCCUGCAGCUGGUUCGGUCUGCUGGGGAUAUCCAGGAGGGAGAUCUUGUGGAGGUGGUGCUGUCUGCUUCUGCCACCUUUGAGGACUUCCAGAUUCGUCCACACGCCCUCACUGUGCAUUCCUACCGAGCUCCAGCUUUCUGUGACCAUUGUGGGGAGAUGUUGUUUGGCCUGGUGCGCCAGGGCCUCAAGUGUGAUGGCUGCGGACUGAAUUACCACAAACGCUGUGCCUUCAGCAUCCCCAACAACUGUAGCGGGGCCCGGAAGCGCCGUCUCUCCUCCACCUCGCUGGCCAGUGGACACUCCCUCCGGCUUGGCACAUCUGAGUCUCUGCCUUGCACUCCCGAUGAGCUGAGCCGCAGCUCGACUGAGGCCUUCUCCCGCCGCCUGCCCUCAUCAUCCUCUUCCUCUUCCUCUGCAUCCUACAUGGGCCGCCCCAUUGAGCUGGACAAGCUGCUGAUGUCCAAGGUUAAGGUCCCGCACACCUUCCUCAUCCACAGUUACACCCGGCCUACCGUCUGCCAGGCCUGCAAGAAGCUCCUGAAGGGCCUCUUUCGACAGGGCCUCCAGUGCAAAGAUUGCAAGUUUAACUGUCACAAACGCUGUGCCACCCGAGUCCCCAAUGACUGCCUGGGAGAGGCACUCAUCAACGGCGAUGUGCCCAUGGAAGAAGCAGGUGACUUUGGGGACUCUGACAAGGGUUCUAUGAUGGAUGAGUCCGAAGACUCUGGGGUCAUCCCUGGCUCCCAUGCAGAGAAUGCGUUGAGGGCCAGUGAGGAGGAAGAAGGGGAAGCUGGCAAGGCCCAGAGUUCCCUUGGGUAUAUCCCCCUGAUGCGAGUUGUCCAGUCAGUGAGACACACCACCCGAAAGUCCAGCACGACCCUCCGAGAGGGCUGGGUUGUUCACUACAGCAACAAGGACACAUUGCGGAAACGUCACUACUGGCGGCUGGACUGCAAGUGCCUCACCCUUUUCCAGAACAACACGACUAACCGAUACUAUAAGGAGAUCCCUCUGUCUGAGAUCUUGGCUGUGGAACCGGCCCAGAACUUCUCUCUGGUGCCCCCGGGCACCAACCCACACUGCUUUGAGAUCAUCACUGCCAAUGCCGUCUACUUUGUGGGCGAGACGCCCAUCCUGGCCCCUGGCGGCCCAGGUGGUGGGCAGGGGGCUGAGACUGCUCGGGGUUGGGAGACGGCCAUCCGCCAGGCCCUGAUGCCGGUCAUCCUGCAAGACGCUCCUAGCACUCCUGGCCACGCGCCCCACAGGCAGGCCUCUCUUAGCAUUUCUGUGUCUAACAGUCAGAUCCAGGAGAAUGUGGACAUUGCUACAGUCUACCAGAUCUUCCCUGAUGAGGUGCUUGGCUCUGGGCAGUUUGGAGUUGUCUAUGGAGGGAAGCACAGGAAGACGGGCAGGGAUGUGGCUGUGAAAGUCAUAGAUAAACUCCGAUUCCCCACCAAGCAGGAGAGCCAGUUACGGAAUGAGGUGGCAAUUCUACAGAGUCUCCGGCAUCCAGGCAUUGUGAACCUGGAGUGUAUGUUUGAGACCCCCGAAAAGGUGUUUGUGGUGAUGGAGAAGCUGCACGGAGAUAUGCUGGAGAUGAUUCUGUCCAGUGAGAAGGGGCGGCUGCCUGAGAGGCUCACCAAGUUCCUCAUCACCCAGAUCCUGGUGGCCCUGAGACACCUGCACUUCAAGAACAUCGUUCACUGUGACCUGAAGCCAGAGAACGUGCUUUUGGCCUCUGCAGACCCCUUCCCUCAGGUGAAACUCUGUGACUUUGGAUUUGCCCGUAUAAUUGGGGAGAAGUCUUUCCGACGCUCGGUCGUGGGGACUCCUGCGUAUCUGGCACCCGAGGUAUUAUUGAAUCAGGGCUACAACCGCUCCUUGGACAUGUGGUCUGUGGGUGUGAUCAUGUACGUCAGCCUCAGUGGCACCUUCCCCUUUAAUGAGGACGAGGACAUUAACGACCAGAUCCAGAAUGCGGCCUUCAUGUACCCAGCUAGCCCUUGGAGCCACAUCUCUGCUGGAGCCAUAGACCUGAUCAACAACCUGCUGCAGGUGAAGAUGCGAAAGCGAUACAGUGUAGACAAGUCGCUCAGCCAUCCCUGGCUCCAGGACUACCAGACUUGGCUGGACCUGCGAGAGCUGGAGGGCAAGAUGGGGGAGCGGCACAUCACCCACGAGAGUGACGACUCCCGCUGGGAGCAAUUUGCCGCCGAGCACACGCUGCCUUACCCGGCACACCUGCGCGGGACGGGAGAGGGUGGGGAGCCCGGAGACGGGGGCGUGAGCCUGGGGAGGGUCGCCGAGCCCUUCCCCCCUCAGGACCAGGAGAUGCAGGGUCUGGCCGAGCGGGUCAGCGUCCUCUGAGGCUGCUUGGAACCCAGCAUCCCCAAGCACCUCUGAUGGAAAGGGGGCUGCCUUUUCUUUCUAUGGACCUGACUGGCCUAUUCCAGCACCUGCCCUCACCCCCAGCCUUCUCCCCUUACCCCUGGAGGAGUGAGGAGGGUCAGAGGCGGGCUGAGAGUUUCCCAGGAACGCCCUCGGGCUGCGCUCUUUUUGCCCCGCCCCAACGUACCCCUCCCUUGAGCUUCUUCCCGUGGAACAGUAAA